Striga asiatica is the source of this 620-nucleotide messenger RNA. The record is from the annotation of a GenBank genome assembly. NCBI's taxonomy places the organism in Eukaryota, Viridiplantae, Streptophyta, Magnoliopsida, Lamiales, Orobanchaceae.
UUGAAAGAACUAAUUAAUUAUUCAGGUGGAUCCAUGUUUAACACAACUGGAACAAUGACUCCGCAUAUCAUCAACAUUGCAGUUGGAGAAGACAUCAAAAGAAAGGUACUUUCACUUCUGCAAGGACGUCGAGCCUUAGUUGUCUUGUCGGGCAUCGGUUCCAUUGCAGCUGUCAACAUCAAAAGCUCGAGCUCUACUGGGAGUGUAACAUAUGAGGGGCAUUUUGAUAUGGUGACUUUAUCUGGUUCUUACAUCAAUGAUGUUGAUGGGCCUCACGGCCCUAUUGGUUGUCUUAACAUCACUUUUGCCGGUUCUGAUGGCCAUCUCAUAGGCGGCCCAGUCGAGGGAAUUCUCAUUGCUGCUAGCCCUGUUCAGGUGAUUGCUGGGACUAUAAUGCCUUCCACACCAAAGCCGAAAAACAAAGCUGUGGAGGAUCGGGACAUGUCGGGCGAUCAAGACCCUACACUUGGCAGCUCGAUAACUCAAUCUAACAUCCAGGCUAGUCAGAGCCUCUCUCCAAUGGGGGUUUGGCAGAGCUUGAGAUAAUCGAACGGACGUGGAAAAAUAUGUUGACUUUUGACUGGUGAUUGAAAACGACACCACAUUCAAUGUUAUUUGUU